This is a messenger RNA of Hemicordylus capensis (graceful crag lizard), 2672 nucleotides long. RefSeq names its product zinc finger protein 777-like. Gene Ontology annotation, biological process: negative regulation of transcription by RNA polymerase II. The transcript is spliced from 6 exons. The record is from RefSeq and is a predicted model, not a curated record. Lineage: Eukaryota; Metazoa; Chordata; Lepidosauria; Squamata; Cordylidae. Gene Ontology annotation, molecular function: DNA-binding transcription repressor activity, RNA polymerase II-specific; RNA polymerase II cis-regulatory region sequence-specific DNA binding. Bases 152 to 2380 code for a protein of 742 amino acids.
CUGCGGGCCUUCUGCUGUCCCAGGUGCCGGAGGCCACCAGCUCCCCCAGCAAGGGACAAGCAAGGAGGCCGCAAUCUCUUCGCCGGCCAGGCCAGGGAAGGGCACUCUGUGCGUGCUCAGAGAGAGACUGUGUCAAGAGGGAACUCCGCGCAUGCUCUGGGGCCCGGGUUUCGCGGAGCGCUGCCCCCGCCGCCGCUCUCCUCUCCUGGGACUCGCCGCCGGGGGCGAGCUCGAGGCCAGCCCGGCUAUCUCCGCCGCCGCCGCCGCCGCCGCCUCUCCGUCCGCUCUUCGUGCAGCAGCAGCAGGAGGAAGCAGCAGGGCCCGCAUCUGCGGCGCAGCGGCGCCCUCCCAGCCCCGCAGGCGGCGGUGCAGCUCCAGCGCGCCCAGCGCCCUCGCCUCCCCCGCCCGCCCGCCCGCCCCUGCUAGGCCCGACCUGCUCGGAACGGCGCCUCCGUCCGCGCCGCUGCCGCCCCAAAGCCCGGCCUGUGCCGCCGCCGCCGCCGAGAGACUCCUCGCCGCCGCCGAGCGUGCUGCGACUGGGCAGCCGCCCCUCCGCCCGCCCGCCAUGGCCGAGUGGACCCCCGCCCAGGCUCAGGAUCGGGAUGCUGAAUCCCAGAGGCUCCCCUCUUUGCAGCCCUCCGUUGUCCCAGAAUGGCCCUCGGGGCCAGUGGUGGCCGAGGCUUCUUCUAUGUGGACCGUGGUGACUGCUGUCCAGGCCCUGGAAAGCAAAGUGGAUUCCUUGGCUGCACGGCUGCUCAAUCUGGAGGGCAGGACAGGGAGGGCUGAGAAGAAGAUAUUUGAAUGUGAGAAAACGGAGCUGGAGUUCGGGAACCAGCUGGAGAGCAAGUGGACCGUGCUGGGGACCCUGCUCCAGGAGUACGGCCUGCUCCAGAGGAGGCUGGAGAACAUGGAGAACCUGCUGAAGAACCGGAACUUCUGGAUCCUGAGGCUCCCACCUGGUGCCAACGGAGAGGUCCCAAAGGUGCCAGCUCUCUUUGAUGACAGCACAGUCUUCUCCCAGGAAGAGUGGGAGAACCUAGAAGACUGGCAGAAGGAGCUGUACAAGAACGUGAUGAAGGGGAACUACGAGUACUUGAUUUCUCUUGACUAUGCAAUCUCUAAACCAGAUAUUUUGUCCCGGAUUGAACGAGGAGAGGAGCCUGGUGUCCGGGGUCAGCCCAACUCCGAAGCAAGAGAGAGCCCUGGGGACCCUUCCUCUGUGGGCUCUCCUGUUUCUAUUCUCGAAAUUGCUUCGGAUAUCAAACAAGAGGAGGAACCUCUGGCAGAGGAGGAGGAAGAUGAGGGUGGAAGGAAUGCAGAUGGGGAAGCCAUCGCCCCAGUGGACAGCUGGCUGGUGAGCCAAAAGGAGAGGAUCCCUGGGGAGCCACAGUCCCCCUGGACGCUGGCAGAGAGGUCGGAAGAGGAGGGCGCCUCCCGGGAGACGAGUGGCUGCUGCAGUCCGGGGGAAGCGCAGCCCCUGGGGUCCCCCGAGAGGGCCACCCCCCUGACACUGGAGCAGGACUCUGGCUGGCCGAGCGGCCGGGCGGCUGCCCAUUCCCGCCCCCCGCAGGACCCACACGCGGAGCCCUAUCUCUGUGCCGACUGCGGCCGCUGCUUCACCCAGGAGAAGUGCUUUGCCCGCCACCAGCGCUCCCACGCCAGCGAGCGGCCCUUCGUGUGCCGGGAGUGCGGCAAGGCCUUCGUCCACCAGUCGACUCUCAGGACGCAUCACCGCACCCACACCGGGGAGAAGCCCUACCCGUGCCCCACCUGCCCCAAGCGCUUCAGCCGGCUCUCCACGCUGCUGGAGCACCAGCGGACGCACACCGGGGAGAAGCCGUACGCCUGUGCCGAGUGCGAGAAGCGCUUCAGCCGCCUCUCGACCCUGGUGGAGCACCAGCGGACGCACACGGGCGAGAAGCCCUACCAGUGUGCCCAGUGCCACAAGAGCUUCACCCGCCUCGCCAACCUGACGGUGCACCAGAACACGCACGCCGGGGAGCACGCCUAUUCCUGCACGCAGUGCGGCAAGAGCUUCACCCAGAAGACCGGCUUCCUCAAGCACCUGCGCAGCCACUCCCGGGAGAGGCGCUACCAGUGCCAGGAGUGCCCCCAGCGCUUCCUCUGCCAGUCCUGGCUGCUCCGGCACCAGAUGAGCCACUCGGGCGAGAGCCCCCAGCGCUUCGUCCAGAAGGAGCAUCUCCUCCAGCCCCAGAGGAGCCACGCCGGGGAGCGGCCCUUCCUGUGCCGGGUGUGCGGCAAGGACUUCCGCUGCCAGCUGAGCCUGAGGCUGCACCAGAGAGUUCAUGGCGCCUUGUCCUUCUCCGAGGACCAGUUCCUGCCCCAGAUCCCGUGUGUGAAACUAGAGAAUGUGGGGUGAGGGUUUGGGGUGCAGGGGUUAUGCUGUUGGCAUCCCCAGCUCUUGAGCCCUGGGGUAGGAUGCUGCCAUAUACGGAGUCAGACCAUUGGUUUGUCUAGCUCUGUGGUGUCUACCCAGACUGGCAGCGGCUUUUCCAAGGGCUGUUUUGCUGUGAGACCCGGUCGAAGGCGGGGGCCAGAUCACCUGCCUGCAUCUCGGCAGAGGAGACUGGGCCAGCUUUGGGUCAGGGAUGGAGGCGCUGGCUGUGGGGCCGGGCUAGCUUCCUGUUGCAAAUAAACCUGAUUAUGCACAG